UUUGACUGGUCCUUUCUGUCCAGUCCGAGCUCGCAGCACUCCACUUGCGCACUCCUUGCUCGCAACAGCUACAGCCUCCAGCCUCCUUCGGCUGCCUGUGUCCCGACCCAGGAAGCCGAACGCCAUCACCUAUUGCAACCUCAUCAGCGCCUGCCACGCUCAGGAGUGGCGGCGGUCUUUGGAGCUCUUCGCCACAGCGAACGACGAGCAGCAGCUGGAUGUGAUGCUCUUCAAUGCCACGCUCUCUGCCCUACCAUGGUUUUCAGCCCUUCGGUUGCUGAAGAAGGUGGCCCAGCUCCAGCUGCAGGCCAACAUCAUCUCUUACAACUCCACUCUUCGCGACAGCAUGACGUGGCGACAAAACCUGCAACAGCUCGAAGCACUGCAAGAUCUUGGACUGACACCCAGCCGCGUCAGCUACAACAGCGCCAUGAGUGCAUGCGACCACGACCAGGCGGACGCCUGGCGCUCGGCACUGGGGCUCGCCACAGCCGUGGCUCCCGAUAGGAUCACCUGCAAUGUCGCGAUCCGCCUGCAGGACCCAUCUGCUUGGUCCAGAUCCUUUGAAUUUCUGGAAUUUGGUGCUCGCCGGCGAAUGGAGUCCAACGUCAUCACCAUGAGCUCUGUGCUCAGUGUUGCUGAGAAGGUCAGCCUUUGGAAGUCCUCCUUGCAGCUGAUGACCGUAGCGAAACGAAAUCACCUGGAAGCAAAUGUCGUCACUUUCAACGCCCUGCUGAGCUCCUUCCCUUGGUACCAAGCACUCCAGCUCGUCCACAAUAUGGGACAGUGCCAGGUACAAAGGAGCCUCAUCACACGCAAUGCACUGCUGAGCCGCUUUGAGGUCGAGGGGCGCUGGCCACUGGCGCUGGAGCUGGGGCGGCUGGCACGACGAAGCCGCGAGGUGAGUGAUGUGAUCUCCUUCAACUCCACCAUCAGCAGCUGCAACAGGCAUGCCGAGUGGCAGCGGGCUGUGGAACUCCUUCAACGCCUCGAAGGGUCCUUCCUUGAGCCCAACGUGAUUUCCUUCACCUCUGCCCUGGCCAGCCACGAGGUCGUGCAGUGGCCCAGUGCGCUGCUCCUGCUGCCCGAAGUGCAAAGGCGCAGUGUUGCAAAUAUGAUCUUCUACAACGCUGCCCUGAGCGUCACUGCGGAACGAUGGGACCAGGCGCUCAGACUCUUCUUCCAGCAGAAGCUCCACGAACCCGUCGAAAGGAGUGUCGACUUGACCAGCUUCAACAUGGCCAUCUUGGCCUGCGAGAAAGCCAGCCGAUGGGAAGAAGCCUUGAGCCUGCUGACGCUUUGUGCCCACCGGGGCUUGCGAGAAGAUGUCAUCACUUUCACCAACGCCAUCAGCGCCUGUGGGCAAGCCCUUCGCUGGCGCGAAGUGCUGCAGCUCUUGCAGCUCUCCAGUGAGAGGUCGGUACGGUGCAACCUCCUGAGCUAUGCCAUGUGCUCCGAAGCCUUGGCUUCGACCCCACGGCGCCCGAAGCCUUCGCUCCGCUGGGCCUUGGGCCGCUUGGAGGAGUCUCUUGCCAGCAUCCUCCUAGCAUCUUCAAGGAUCUCGCAGAAGACCUGAGCAGAAUCAUGCAGAACUGCCUGCGCAAAUAUGCGUCAGCCUAUAACAUUGUUUGGAACAGGGCUCGCGUGUACAGAGGCUUUGUUUUCUUCUUAGCACGCCCUGUUGUACAGGUCUGUUUUGCAGAAUGAACACAUGCCAGAUUUGUGAAGGACUUUGCUUCAUGACGUUUUUGUGGAGGGAACCACCAUGUGGGUCAAAUCCAGCG
Durusdinium trenchii is the source of this 1784-nucleotide messenger RNA. NCBI's taxonomy places the organism in Eukaryota, Dinophyceae, Suessiales, Symbiodiniaceae. The record is from the annotation of a GenBank genome assembly.